Cylicocyclus nassatus is the source of this 609-nucleotide messenger RNA. Lineage: Eukaryota; Metazoa; Nematoda; Chromadorea; Rhabditida; Strongylidae. The record is from the annotation of a GenBank genome assembly.
AUGCGUGUUGCUACACCUGAGACCGAAAUAAUUGAACAAGAAUGGGUUUUCUCCAGAAAACUACAAGUACUGACAGCCUGUGCAAUCUUCUUUCUGAUGUACAUCCUGAUUAUCUCUUCGCCGGCAACAGUCGUUGUGGACCAGCCGCAAACAAGUUAUUUUCUUGGGAAUGAUGGCUGCUCCUGCACGCACAAAAACGUCACAUACGAUUUCUGCUACCAUUUACCCAAGAAUUGGACCAUUAAGGGAAGACGCUUCAACUGUAGUUUCUCUUCACAUCUUGAAAAGCUUGGAUUGUUAUCGAAAGCGAAAGUCAUUGAUUUGAUGACAGAAAAGAUGCCCACGCCGAUGUUCGUGAGUGCUAUGUCCGAAAACCACUUUAUGGAAGGGCUUAACAUGAUCGCAAGCAUCCGUAGUCUUUGGCCACGUCAGAGGAUUAUCAUCUACGAUUUGGGUCUCAAACCGAAGACAAAAAUGAAAUUACAAGAGAUGUGUUUGGGCGAAGUGCGGCGUUUUCCAUUUGAAUCAUAUCCGCAUUACGUACGCCAAUUGAAGCAGUACAGAUGGAAACCUCUUCUCAUAGCAGUGGGUAGCAUUACAACGGUUUAA